AUGCUGGAGGCAGCCGUCGACAACAUGAACGCAUUUGGCAGGGUGGCAGUCUGCGGUGUGAUCUCCGAGUACACGGGCAAGGGACGAAAGGCGGCUCCCGACAUGAUGGAUGUCAUCUUCAGGAGGAUAACGAUCAGAGGGUUUCUAGCAGCUGAUUUCAUGUGUGUUUUCCCUGAAUUCAUGACUGCAGCCUGCGAGCACCUGGGAUCAGGGAAGAUGGUGUCGCUUGAGGACAUCUCCAUUGGGUUGGACAGCAUUCCUUCUGCAUUUGUGGGUCUUUUUGCUGGUGGUAAUCUCGGCAAGAAGAUUGUUCAGAUGGCAGCAGAGUGA
Linum tenue is the source of this 330-nucleotide messenger RNA. The record is from the annotation of a GenBank genome assembly. Lineage: Eukaryota; Viridiplantae; Streptophyta; Magnoliopsida; Malpighiales; Linaceae.